Messenger RNA from Dipodomys ordii (Ord's kangaroo rat), 2751 nucleotides. RefSeq names its product glutamate receptor, ionotropic, N-methyl-D-aspartate 3B (gene Grin3b). Gene Ontology annotation, biological process: ionotropic glutamate receptor signaling pathway; monoatomic ion transport; modulation of chemical synaptic transmission. The coding region runs from base 1 to 2751 and encodes 916 amino acids. Lineage: Eukaryota; Metazoa; Chordata; Mammalia; Rodentia; Heteromyidae. The record is from RefSeq and is a predicted model, not a curated record. Gene Ontology annotation, molecular function: transmitter-gated monoatomic ion channel activity involved in regulation of postsynaptic membrane potential; NMDA glutamate receptor activity. Gene Ontology annotation, cellular component: plasma membrane; postsynaptic membrane. The transcript is spliced from 9 exons.
AUGGAGUUUGUGCGGGCGCUGUGGCUCGGGCUGGCGCUGGCGGUGGCGCUGGGCUGGGGAGCAGCCCGCGGCACCCCGUUUCACCUGCAACUGGACUGGGCCAGCCCCCUGGAGACGCUGCUGGAUGUGCUGGUGUCCUUGCUGCACGCGCAUGCCUGGGAGAAUAUCGGCCUCGUCCACUGCCGUGUCCGGGACCCCAGUAGUCUGGUGGCCCUGUGGACAAGUCGGGCAGGCCAGGCCCCAAAGCUUGUGCUGGACUUGAGCAGGCCAGACACUGAAGACACAGCACUGCACACUCGCCUGGCCCCGCUGGGGACACUGGCAGGAGAGGAAGCCCCAGUCUCCGCAGCUGUCCUCCUCGGCUGUGACACUGCCCGUAUCGGCCGGGUGCUUGAGGCCGCACCACCCGGGCCCCGCUGGUUGCUGGGUACCCCGCUGCCUGCUGAGGCGCUGCCCACCACUGGUUUACCUCCUGGUGUGCUGGCAUUGGGGGAGGUGACCCGACCCCCACUGGAAGAUGCCAUUCAUGAUGCCCUGGAGCUCAUGACCCAGGCACUGAGCAGUGCAGCCCACGUGCAGCCCGAGCGAGCCCUGCUCCCGACCACAGUGAACUGUGAGGAGCUGCCACGGGCGGGACCAGAGUCUGCAGGGAGCUUCUUGGCACGGUUCUUGGCCAACACCUCCUUCCAGGGCCGUACGGGGCCUGUGUGGGUGACAAGUUCAUCCCAGGUGCAUAUAACCCGAAGCUUCAAGGUGUGGAGCCUGCGCAGAGACCCGUGGGGUGACCCAGCCUGGGCUACGGUGGGCAGCUGGCGGGACGGGCAGCUGGUCUUGGAACCAGGCACUGCCGGUGUCCGCCCCCCAUCCCCACCCGGGGCCCAGACUCGGCCAAAGCUUCGUGUGGUGACACUAGUGGAACAUCCCUUUGUGUUCGUGCGUGAGCCGGAUGAGGACGGGCAGUGCCCAGCGGGACAGCUGUGCCUGGACCCUAGCACCAAUGACUCAGCCACACUAGACGCACUGUUUGCUGCACUGGCCAAUGGCUCUGUGCCCUGGGCCCUGCGUAAAUGUUGCUAUGGUUACUGCAUUGACCUGCUGGAGCGGCUGGCCGAGGACACGCCCUUUGACUUUGAGCUGUACAUUGUGGGCGAUGGCAAGUACGGGGCCCUGCGUGAUGGCCGCUGGACCGGCCUGGUGGGUGAUCUGCUGGCUGGCAGGGCCCACAUGGCGGUCACUAGCUUCAGCAUCAACUCAGCCCGUUCUCAGGUGGUGGACUUCACCAGCCCCUUCUUCUCUACCAGUCUGGGCAUCAUGGUGCGCACGCGCGACACCGCCUCACCCAUCGGGGCCUUCAUGUGGCCUCUGCACUGGUCUAUGUGGGUGGGUGUCUUCGCCGCCCUGCACCUGACCGCGCUUUUCCUCACCCUGUACGAGUGGCGCAGUCCCUACGGCCUCACGCCACGUGGCCGUAACCGGGACACUGUGUUUUCUUACUCCUCGGCUCUCAACCUCUGCUACGCCAUCCUUUUUGGGCGUACAGUCUCCAGCAAGACGCCCAAAUGUCCUACUGGGCGCUUCCUCAUGAACCUCUGGGCCAUCUUCUGCCUGCUGGUCCUGUCGAGCUACACGGCCAAUCUGGCGGCUGUCAUGGUGGGGGACAAGACCUUUGAGGAGCUGUCAGGAAUCCAUGACCCCAAGCUGCACCACCCGUCCCAGGGCUUCCGCUUCGGGACAGUGUGGGAGAGCAGUGCAGAGGCCUACAUCAAGGCGAGCUUCCCGGAGAUGUACGCACACAUGCGGCGCCACAGUGCACCCACCACGCCCGAUGGCGUGGCCAUGCUCACGAGCGACCCCCCCAAACUCAACGCCUUCAUCAUGGACAAGUCACUGCUGGACUACGAGGUGUCCAUCGACGCGGACUGUAAAUUGCUGACAGUGGGCAAGCCUUUCGCCAUUGAGGGCUACGGCAUUGGACUGCCCCAGAACUCACCACUUACUUCCAACCUGUCUGAGUUCAUCAGCCGCUACAAAUCUUCUGGCUUCAUCGACCUGCUCCAUGACAAGUGGUACAAGAUGGUGCCUUGUGGAAAGCGGGCCUUCGCCGUGACGGAGACCCUCCAAAUGGGCAUCUACCACUUCUCGGGGCUCUUCGUGCUGCUCUGCCUGGGCCUGGGCAGUGCCCUGCUUAGCUCUUUGGGUGAGCAUGUCUUCUACCGCCUGGCACUGCCCCGCAUCCGCCGUGGCAACAGGCUGCAGUACUGGCUACACACCAGCCAGAAAAUCCACCGGGCGCUCAACACCGGGCCACCAGAGGGGCCACAGGAAAGGCUGGAGCCAGAGCCCAGUGGAGCCGAGGAGCCGCGGCUGGACCCCGAAGGCCCCGGGCGCUGGAAACGUGUGCGCAGGGCUGUGGGCAAAGAGCGCCGAGUGCGCUUCCUGCUGGAGCCAGGGGCGGCUGCGGCCCCGGACUCGGAGGCGGGUGAAGCUGACGCCAGGGACAGGGAGGCCUGUGUGGAGCCCCUGCCACCAGGGGGCCCCGUGUGGCUGUGCUCCAACGGGAGGCCGGCGGCCCCGCGCACGGCUGAGCUGGAGGCGCUGGCGCGGCACAUCGAGGAUGUGAAGGAGCGACUCCGCCAAGCCCUGCUGAGGCGCGGGGAGCUGCGGGCCCAGCUCGGGAGCGGCGUGCGCCACCGGCCCCUGCGCUUGCUGCAGGCAGCAGGCAGCCCAGAUGACGACGAGGACCAGCAGUGA